Molecule: messenger RNA, 1818 nt
Organism: Myripristis murdjan (pinecone soldierfish)
Lineage: Eukaryota; Metazoa; Chordata; Actinopteri; Holocentriformes; Holocentridae
Product: RING finger protein 222
Exons: 1
Coding region: 141-770 (209 amino acids)
Source: RefSeq, a predicted model, not a curated record
UGGCAGGCCCUGUUUAACAAGACAUUGUUCUCGCCUCCACCCAGUCAAGAAAGUGUCCCGGCAAAGGAAAAGAAACCUAGGACAACACAGUUUAAGGAGUAGCCUACUUUUAAGUUGUGCUGAUUAGUGCUGUUGUUCUCAUGGCGUUUUACAACGAAGAGGACCCAGAGGACGCCCGGGAAUCAGAGUGUCCUGUGUGCUACGAGUCUCUGUCGGGCACCGAGAGGACCCUGAGCUGUGGACAUGUAUUCUGCCACGACUGUCUUGUCAAAACCCUGGUCGGAGUCACCAGGGACGGAGUCAUCAGAGACACUAUCAUAUGUCCCAUUUGCAGGCAUCUUACAUUCAUUAAGAAACAAAAGGAAGCCAUAGUGACCCUGGCUGAAAAAGAGAGAGAGACGCAACAGACCCUGGAGGUUCCUCUCCCUCUGCCACCGGGAUAUCUCCAAAGCGCACGGCGCGCCUCCGGGGACACUUUACCAAGGGGGUUUAAUUGGAUUGUACGGUGGUACAGAGGAGUGUCGGAGACAGUCCGUAGACAGAGGCUGGUCAACCCGAUCCACAGUGCCUCUCAGAUCUUCAUCAUCAGCGCUGAAGGGCGACCCAUGGCUGAGGAAGAUGCGCUCGGCGUUGUUAUGACUGUGGUUCAACCUCAGCGCAGGAGAAGGCGCAGGAUUUGCACGACGGCGCGUUGUUUGCUCGUCUUGCUUUCAGCGUUUACUAUACUUGCACUGGUGGCUGCUACCUUGCCCUGGAUUUUGUUGGCAUAGACGUGAUGUGGAUUUUUGGGAUUGCUACGUACACGUGCACUGACUGCUUUUUAACACUACAUUUAAUUACAUGCUGCCAACAGGGAGUGAUGAGCUGACGUUAUGACGCAAAGCAAUAUCUGCUACCACAAAUGUGGAAGUCAAAUAUCCCUGCAUGAAAAAGUCACUGAAUUGUGUGAAUAAGGUUAUUAUUUGACUCACCGACUAAAGUAAUAUAGGGCAUUUCUAUGCAUAACCAAUCCAUGUUUUGCCAAUCUACUGAUGUAGCCUAACUUCUCCACAUUCUAAAAAAAAUCUCACUUUAAAACAUUUGUGUGUCUUGACAAGAUCAUUUCAAAGCAGCAUUGUGUUAAAUUCUAUCGUCAUGUUGUGUUGAAACACACAAGUAACAUAAACGUGUAUUGUACCAAAGAACACACACACUUUUUUUUUUUUUUUUUGCAGCGUGUAUCAUUCAGUUAAUCUCCUAGGAUGCACUUAAUACAAGCACAACCUUGUAUAAUAAUGAUCUCUAGACAAGUAUUGUAUUUUCAUCUAGGUUAUAAGGGCGAUACAGAGAGUUAAAACAUGCCUCUGUCCCUCCUGUGUGUUACCAAGCAACAGUCUAAAAUAAAGCAGAGGUUAUAGGCCAGUUUUAAGUCUGUUGUUUUGCAUUCCUCACUAGUAUGUUCUACCUGUUUUAUGACGCAGGCAGAAGACAGAAUGACACUGAGGAAUUACAAACCCUUAAAGUUGCAGUACAAAUCAACAAUAAGGGUUUCUGGCCAAAUGCAAUAAAAACCAUUUAGCCCUCACCAAAUCCCACCACUGCCUUUAAAACAGCUCAGUUCAUUGUUGUGUGUCUCUGUUGUUGGAUACCCAGUUUCCAAGCACUAGGCAGUAACUUCAUGAGCAAAGGAAACGUAAACUGCAGGGCAAAAUAUCCUUGCAACCUUCAAGAUUGUUUUGUGGGUUUGCAUAUGUCCGCAAGUGAAAAAGUCUGGGUCCAAUUUUGUCAGCGGGAAAGGAGGGUUUGUGUUCAUGUGUGACCAUGUUAUCACAACAGGCA